UGUUGAUCUUUCAACUUAGACAUCAUGUCACUUUCACCGUGGGAUUUUGGGAGUAUGAUGUCAUGAAGAGAAAUCGUAAAGAAAGUUACAUUAAAGUUACAAGGAAUAGCCAUGAAAUAGAACUUAAAGAUAUCCCCGAACAAACAGAAGGUAACGAAAUUAAAAACAAAGAAUUGACAUUCUAUAUUAAUGAUGAAAAGGUUCAUGAGAAGAUGAUGCCUACAUUAGAACGAAUUGACGAACAUAAACAGUUCCACAACAGCGUAUCCCAUAUGACAACACUGGGCGAUGUCGGGGAUGAAGCAACUCCGUGUUCCAGUGAACAGGGAAGCAGUAUACCUUCUGUUAUUGUUUUUACUUUUAAGAAAAAUUUAAUUGUUUUAUGUGCUGGUUUUAUCUUAAUUUUCUCAGCUUUUCGUGGAAUUCAGAAUUUACAAUCUUCUAUUAAUUCUUCCAGUCAUCUUGGAAUAAUAACGAUGAUGUGUGUGUAUGGUUCCAUGUUUUUAACGUGUAUUUUUGCUCCAAUCGUUAUAAAUGUUUUUACGGCUAAAUGGGCGCUUUCAAUUGGAAUGUUGUGUUUUCUUAUAUGGUUUGGAGCAAAUUUUUAUCCACGAUUUUAUACUUUAAUUCCAACAGCUUUGUUAGCAGGAUUUGGACAAGGCAUAUUAUGGAGUGCUGAAAUAUCCUAUAUAUUAAAACUAGCUUUUGAUUCAGCGAGAGUUACGAAAGACCAACUUGACCACGAAAUGUUCCGUUUCCAUGGAAUAUUUUUAGCAUGUUUUCAAACGACACACAUUUGGGGAAAUUUGAUAUCCUCAGUUUUAUUGUCACAGAAGACAGAAAUACCGCCUGCGAACUAUAGUAAUGUGAACUACAUAUAUGAUAUGGAUACUGCAGUCGGUGAGUCAGUAGGGUCAACGGGACAGUGUGGAGCAUUAAGUCCAUGUGAUCAGAGAUCGAGUCCACCUUUAUUAUUUACAACAGAGUAUGCAGGUCCAAGUGACGUGUCCCAAGUGUUAUGGAAGUUGAUGUGUGCCUAUAUAGUUCUAGGAUUUCUAGGCUUCUGUUUGAUUUUACUUAUACUAGAUAGAAUAGGCGCAAGAUCAGAUCCAGAAAAAACAGGUUAUCAGGUUACGUCAACCAGUAAUGUUUCUAUCUACGUUAUAGUUACCAGCAAGUGAUCUGAUUGGUCACAUCUGCUAAUUCUUCAGCAUUUCAUUUCCACAAGGCGAUAAGACCGCCAUGUUGUGCGACAGCACGUGCAGAAUCCCUGCACACAGGCAUCUGAGACAGCACGUCAGACAGUGGGAACACACGGAAGACCCAUCAUAGACCUUACCGUGGACCGAUCCUCACCCCUCGCCAUCGACGUGAACUGGCGACACAGGCAAUGGAGAACUGUUCUGUUCACAGAUGAGAGUCGGUAUUGCGUAUCAAUUGCAGAUGGCAGGACAAGAAUAUGGCAUCGACGUGGCCAGCGAUAUUCUGACCAAUGUUUCAUGGAACAAAACUCAUGGAGAGGGCCAAGCAUAAUGGUUUGGGGUGGAAUCGGUCUGAAACAGAGAGUGGGGCCUGUGGUGUUCCAAAAUCUUGGUCCAGGGAGAUGAGGCGUCACCACAGCAGUGCGCUACAUCGAUCAAGCUCUCAGACCCCACUUCAUACCACAUUUCGCACGUCAUUGAAACAACGUUUUCCAGCAUGACAACGCCCGUGCCCACACCGCCAGGGUUAUUCGGGACUUUCUACAGCGAAUGGUGUCAACGUUAUGCACUGGCCAGUUCUUAGUCCGGGCUUAAACCCGAUUGAACACAGCCGAUGGAUUGCGCCAGGCUUUUCUGAAAAUGUGUUUCCAGGUGCCAAUGGCGUUCAUCAAUCGUCUGGCCCACUCCAUGUACAGACGCUGCGCUGCUGUUAUUGACACUUGUGGUGGACACACCAGAUACUGAUGUAUAGACUGUGUACAGACUCUAAACCUUCUCGUAAUGUCUUUGAAUUGUGAUACCACAUUGUCAUAUCACAUUUCGCACGUCAUUUAAACAGCGUUUUCCAGCAUGACAACGCCCGUGCCCACACCGCCAGAGUUACUCGGGACUUUCUACAGCAGAAUGGAGUCAACGUUGUGCACUGGCCAGUCCUUAGUCGGGACUUAAACCCGAUUGAACACAGCCGAUGGAUUGCGCCAGGCUUUUCUGAGAAUGUGUUUCCAGGUGCCAAUGGCGUUCAUCAAUCGUCUGGCCCACUCCAUGUACAGACGCUGCUCUGCUGUUAUUGACACUUGUGGUGGACACACCAGAUACUGAUGUAUAGACU
Patella vulgata (common limpet) is the source of this 2310-nucleotide messenger RNA. Its product is annotated as protein unc-93 homolog A. Lineage: Eukaryota; Metazoa; Mollusca; Gastropoda; Patellidae. The transcript has 4 exons. The coding region runs from base 63 to 1181 and encodes 372 amino acids. The record is from RefSeq and is a predicted model, not a curated record.